Molecule: messenger RNA, 963 nt
Organism: Lolium perenne
Lineage: Eukaryota; Viridiplantae; Streptophyta; Magnoliopsida; Poales; Poaceae
Product: dynamin-related protein 4C
Cellular component (GO): cytoplasm; membrane; microtubule
Molecular function (GO): GTP binding; microtubule binding; GTPase activity
Source: RefSeq, a predicted model, not a curated record
AUGUUGGCCUAUAUAUUAACACGGAACCGAGCCGAGUCCAAGGCAUCGUUAACCAAGAAUUAUCACAACCAUGACUCAGAGGAUGCCGCGAGCGGCGCCGCAGCCAGCGCCAUCGCUGAAUCCUACAACGAACAGAUACGUCCGCUCCUGGACGCUGUGGACCGCCUCCGCCACCUCAAGGUCACGCAGGAGGGCAUCCAGCUUCCGACCAUCGUCGUCGUCGGCGACCAGUCUAGCGGCAAGUCGAGCGUGCUGGAGUCGCUUGCCGGCAUCAGCCUCCCUCGCGGCCAGGGCAUUUGCACCCGAGUGCCGCUCGUCAUGCGGCUUAAGGACGACCUUUCCGCGGAGGGCUCGCAGCCCGUGCUGCAGCUUGAGUACGGCAGCGGCCGCGUCGUCACCACCUCGGAGGCCAAGGUCGCCGACGCCAUCGACGAGGCAACCGCCGAGAUCGCCGGGUCUGGCAAGGGCAUCUCUGACGCCCCAAUCACCCUCGUCGUGCGGAAGCGCGGAGUGCCGGAUCUCACCCUCGUCGACCUGCCCGGCAUCACGCGCGUGCCCGUCAAGGGGCAGCCCGACGACAUCUACGACCAGGUAUCCAGGAUCAUCCAGGAGUACAUCGUGCCCAAGGAGAGCAUCAUCCUGAACGUGCUCUCCGCCACCGUCGACUUCCCGACGUGCGAGUCCAUUAGGAUGUCCCAGCAGGUGGACCGCAACGGCGAGCGCACGCUUGCCGUCGUCACCAAGUCCGACAGGGCCCCCGAGGGCCUGCUCGACAAGGUCACCAUGGACGACGUCAACAUCGGCCUCGGGUACGUCUGCGUCCGCAACCGCGUCGGCGACGAGACGUACGACCAGGCGCGCGCCGAGGAGGAGCGGCUGUUCAAGAAGCACCCGCUCCUGUCCAAGAUCGACAAGUCCAUGGUGGGCAUCCCCGUGCUGGCGCAGCGGCUCAUGCAGAUCUAG